GUUGCCAACAAUUAAUCUAUUAUUAACUUAAGUGAUAAACUAGGUUAAGUAGAGCUUACCCCAUUAGUGGUACUGAUGAAAACUAAUAACGUUCACAUUUCUUCAGAUAUGGCUUUUUAACUAACAUGAAAACACUUAUUAUUUGUUUUUGCAUCGCAUCAAAUUAACAAAGAUUAUCCGAGGAUAACAUCCCAUGCUGUCCUUAAUUGAGGAUAAUAAACUCCCUCUGUUAUAAUUACCAUUAAAAUCAACAACUAGAUUACCAUCUAUAUUUAUAUAUUUAUCUCUAUUAAAACCCUUAAUUCUACUGUUGAUGUUGAUUAUGAACUUGGUGAUUACAUGUGGGGGAAGAUUGUAAGAACUUAACUAAAUAAUGAGCCUUUUGCUUUUGCUUUUUUUAUUUUAUUUUAUUUUAUUUUAAAUUUGGAGUAUUGAGAUAGAUAUUGCAUGCUCUACCGUGAAGUUCAACUCUUGGGAUCUAAUAAUACUGUUUCAUUGUCCAUUAACUAUUUUUGUUUUGACUAUCAUAAUCCUUUAAAUUUGUCAUAAAUAGAUCCCAUUUUAAAGACCAUAUAGCUUAUAUGUUCAUGAGGUAUAAUGCUAGAUGAGCUAGUAGGGUACAAGACUCCAUCACACAGUGAGUACGGGAAGAAACUCCAGAAUAUAUCUUUACACAGACAGGUAGAUAAUGGGAGAACGAUUUUGCCAAAAUAACAGCCCCUACGGAGAUAAUAGGAGAAAGAUUAAUUUGCCAAAUAAGGGUCUAAAAUACACAUAUGUUCUAAUCCUUAACUACUUUCAUCUUUUCCAAAUGAUAAUAAUAAUUUUUAUUUUUAAUAAAUGAAACUACUCUCAUCUUCUUACUACUAAACCCCCCCUCUCUAUAUAGCACCAUCAAACCAAAAUGCACUGUCUUCUUCUCCAUGCUCAUUUGAACAUGGCUGAUUUCACCUGCACUGCCUCUUGCAUACUGUACCCUUCGAUCCUUAUCAUUCUUUUCUUCUCUUCCAUCAACCAUCAACACCAUUCCUUCACCAACCUUUCCUUUUCUCUUUUGAACCACACCACAAUUACUUCUCAAGAAAAUCAACAGGUUAUCAUUCCUCCCAUCUCCAACAUUUCAAGAGCUAAUGCUACCAAUGUGCAAAUGAAGAGUCCAUUACAGGAAAUGGAAGAAGGUCUGGCAAGAGCAAGAGCAGCCAUACUUGAGGCGGGUCGAACUCGAAAUUACUCAUCUCACAAACAAGAAAGCUUUAUUCCAAGAGGAUCCAUUUACUUAAAUCCUUACAUCUUUCAUCAGAGCUACAUUGAAAUGGAGAAAAGAUUUAAAGUAUGGACAUACAAAGAGGGAGAGCCACCACUAUUUCACAAUGGUCCGAUGAAAGAAAUUUAUUCAACAGAGGGGCAAUUUAUAGAUGAAUUUGAGAGCGGCAAGAGCCUAUUUUCAGCUCGGCGUCCUGAUGAGGCACAUGCAUUUUUCCUUCCUGUUAGCAUUGUCAGCAUUGUGAAGUACGUUUAUAGGCCUUACAGCGAUUAUUCUCGCAUUCGAUUGCAAAAUGUUGUCAAAGACUAUGUUGGAGUCAUUUCCUCUAAAUACCCAUUUUGGAAUAGAAGUGAUGGAGCUGACCAUUUUCUUACUUCUUGUCAUGAUUGGGCACCCGAUGUUUCAGCUGGCCAUCCUGAACUUUACAAGUACUUUACUAGAGUUCUUUGCAAUGCCAACACAUCUGAAGGGUUCGUACCAGAAAGAGAUGUUUCCUUGCCAGAGAUCAGGCUAAGAGAUAGAAAGUUAAGCCCGGAGCCUCAUAGCUUACCUCCUAAGGAUCGUCGAAUUCUUGCCUUUUUUGCUGGAGGCGAACAUGGGCAUGUUAGAACGAAAUUAUUUGAGCAUUGGAAAGGCAAAGACAGGGACGUUCAAGUCUAUGAAUAUCUUCCUAAAACCCUAAAUUACACCGAGUUAAUGAGUCACAGCAAGUUUUGCCUAUGCCCUAGUGGAUGGGAAGUUGCGAGUCCUAGAGUUCCCGAAGCAAUAUAUUCAGGCUGUGUGCCGGUGAUCAUUUCAGAUUAUUAUUACCUGCCAUUCAGUGACGUUCUUGACUGGAGUAAAUUUUCAGUUCAUAUUCCGGUAGCUAGAAUUCCAGAAAUCAAGACGGUUCUACAAAAGAUUCCCAUGAGGAAGUACUUGACGAUGCAAAAGAGAGUCAUUCAAGUCCAAAGGCAUUUCAAGCUGAACAGGCCAGCGAAGCCAUAUGAUGUGUUGCAUAUGGUGUUGCAUUCUAUUUGGCUAAGGAGGCUUAAUGUCAGGCUCAAUGCCAUGCUUCCAAUAUAGUUGUAUCUCUUAAUCAAAUCUUGUACCCAAAAGAAAAAUAUUAUGUGGCCACUUGAACCAAAAAUCACUUUUCCCAGUUAGUGGGAGCUUGCAAAAUUGACGGAUUCGGAAACAAAUUCAUGGUUUGAAUGUGAAAAGCUGAUAAGGAUAGCAAUAUAUCUUUAAGGGCUA
This is a messenger RNA of Ricinus communis (castor bean), 2500 nucleotides long. RefSeq names its product probable glycosyltransferase At5g11130. Gene Ontology annotation, molecular function: glycosyltransferase activity. The transcript has 4 exons. Lineage: Eukaryota; Viridiplantae; Streptophyta; Magnoliopsida; Malpighiales; Euphorbiaceae. The record is from RefSeq and is a predicted model, not a curated record. The coding region runs from base 905 to 2329 and encodes 474 amino acids.